AUGGUGGAGCCAGUCUUCGGGGUGCUAGGCGCUGUGGCUGUUGCGUAUGCGCAACCAGCUUUGCCCUACGCACUGGCCUUCGCGGCGGGUGCCAUGAUAUACGUAGUAGCUGAUGACAUCAUCCCUGAGGCGAAUGCGUCGGGUAACGGCAAGUUGGCUACGUGGGGCUGCAUCAUCGGUUUCCUGGUGAUGAUGUGUUUAGACGUAGGCCUUGGGUAA
Molecule: messenger RNA, 219 nt
Organism: Pieris macdunnoughi
Lineage: Eukaryota; Metazoa; Arthropoda; Insecta; Lepidoptera; Pieridae
Source: the annotation of a GenBank genome assembly